GUCAAACUCCACAGCUUCAAAUCAUAAUCCGCAUAUGCUUUCCUUAGAAAAAUAUUGGCCGAACUCAAAGUUGCAUAUCGCACAGUACUUUCUUCGAGGGAGUGAUGAUGAGGCCAUCUGUGGCGGCCCGGCCGCGGAUGAGGCUUCCUUCUGGUGGCUUCUUCUUCUGUUUCGCAGUGGUACUUGGAUUCUUCGUUAUGUACGCAAACAUCCGGUUCUUCUCCCCCACGCUCUCCUCACAUCCUAUGGAUAUGGCCAAUGCAGGAGGAGGAGAAGACGAUAUGGAUGUGUCUCCUGGAAUCUACCAUUCAUGGAAGGUGUUCAAGACGAACUACGAAGAGAUGGAGAGGAAGCUGAGGGUCUUUGUCUACCCGGGUGGACACCGCACUCCAAAAAGGCUAGCUGGCAAGUAUGCGAGCGAAGGGUUCUUCUUCAAGAACGUUCGUGAAAGCCGGUUCGUCACGCUCGAUCCCGAUCACGCUCACCUCUUCUUUCUUCCCGUUUCUUGCCAUAAGCUGCGAGGCCAGGGACUAUCCUGGGAAGGCAUAACCAAUGGGUUCGGAGAUUAUGUUCAGAGGCUGAUGAUCAAGUACCCUUACUGGAACAGAACACUUGGCGCAGAUCACUUCUUUGUAACUUGCCAUGAAAUGGGCAUGAGAGCGACAGAAGGCGUUCCACUUCUUGUGAAGAAUUCGAUUCGCGUCGUGUGCUCAUCGAGUUAUAACAGCGGAUAUAUUCCACACAAAGAUGUCGCCCUUCCUCAAGUGAGGAUGCCAUUUUCUUAUCCUGCCGGUGGAAAUGAUACGAUCACCAGGAGGACGCUUGGUUACUGGGCCGGACGCACUAAUUCCAACAUAAGAUCUGCAUUAACGACUGUAUGGAGCGACGAUGAUGAACUUGAUAUCCAAAACAGCCGACAGAAUGGAACUAGAGGGAAGCAUAACAAGUUUUACGGGGCUAAAUUCUGCAUAUGCCCUGGAAAGUCGGAAGUCAACAGUCCAUGCAUAGCAGACUCAAUCCGUUAUGGAUGUGUUCCAGUGAUCAUGUCUGAUUACUACGACUUGCCUUUCAAUGAUAUCCUCGACUGGCGAAAAUUCUCUGUCAUACUUAAGGAGGAUGAUGUCUAUCAGCUGAAGCGCAUUCUUCUGAACAUUUCAGAUGAAGAUUUCAUGGCGUUGCAUCAGAAUUUAGUCAAGGUUCAGAGACACUUCAUGUGGAAUACACCUCCGAUGAAAUACGAUGCGUUUCAUUUGGUCAUGUAUGAACUAUGGCUUCGCCAUCACGUCAUCAAGUUUGCUCCUUUUGAAGCUCCCGAUUACAGUAAUCUCGACUGAUGAGGAUUAUAUGCAGUUGGCACUGCCAUGCUUUUGAUAGCAGCUUUUUGACAGUAGCAUUCUUGUACUCUUAUUCCACAGAUAAUGUUCCCUUCUUACAAUGUCCUAUAGAGAGUUUUAACCAAGCAUUAGCAUUUAAUCUCAGAGAACUCCUUGUUA
Rhodamnia argentea is the source of this 1493-nucleotide messenger RNA. Its product is annotated as probable glycosyltransferase At5g03795. Bases 105 to 1334 code for a protein of 409 amino acids. The record is from RefSeq and is a predicted model, not a curated record. The transcript has 6 exons. Gene Ontology annotation, molecular function: glycosyltransferase activity. Lineage: Eukaryota; Viridiplantae; Streptophyta; Magnoliopsida; Myrtales; Myrtaceae.